CACGAUCAUCGUCUGCUUGCAAGCUGCCAGAGGAAUAAGUGGCGCUUGCCGUGUAGCGAAUCUUGAAAUGACCAUUCAUAAUUUGUACAUAUUCAGCCGCAAUGGAGCGUUCCUUUACUACGACGAGUGGAAGAGGAACAAGAACUCGGGCAUGUUGAGGGAGGAGGAGGCGAAACUGAUGUACGGAAUGAUAUAUUCCCUCAAGUCUUUUGUGGCCAAGAUCGCCCCUACAGUCUGCAACGACGGCUUCCUGAACUUCAAAACCAACAAGUACAAGCUAAACUUUUACGAGACUCCGUCGGGCCUCAAGUUCAUCAUGAACACGGACACCAACGCCAGCAACGUGCGAGAGCUUUUGCACGACAUUUACCAUCAGGUCUACGUGGAGUAUGUUGUCAAGAAUCCUGAGUGCCAGCUGGGCAAGCCCAUCACAAGUGAACUUUUCAAAGAACAGCUCAAUGCUUUCAUUCUCAAGUCCCCACUGUACAAGUGAAACAUGCAUUUUAUUCA
Molecule: messenger RNA, 510 nt
Organism: Dermacentor albipictus
Lineage: Eukaryota; Metazoa; Arthropoda; Arachnida; Ixodida; Ixodidae
Gene: Bet5
Product: blocked early in transport 5
Biological process (GO): endoplasmic reticulum to Golgi vesicle-mediated transport
Cellular component (GO): TRAPP complex
Source: RefSeq, a predicted model, not a curated record